This is a messenger RNA of Erythranthe guttata (spotted monkey flower), 916 nucleotides long. RefSeq lists its product as uncharacterized. The record is from RefSeq and is a predicted model, not a curated record. NCBI's taxonomy places the organism in Eukaryota, Viridiplantae, Streptophyta, Magnoliopsida, Lamiales, Phrymaceae.
CUGUCAGCAAAGAACAUGGGUCCAUAAUAAACACUCCAUACACAAUAAUUUAUGCAUAGAAUUUCAUGUGGUAACGGCUAUAUUUCCAGUGCUUCUAAUAAUCAAAUCAAAACCCCCCACCGCCCAUUUAACGGUCCUUUUCUUUUCCCUCCCUUAAUAAUCCAACUCACGUUCAUCUCUCUCUCUCUACAAUUUCAUACUUCCCCAAUUUCAUCUCUCUCUACAGUUUCUCUCUCUAAGAUAUACAUCGAUCCAUGGAAAAUACUAAUCCUAAUAAUAAUAGUACGGCAAGCAGAGUUCAGCACGUGGCAAAAUCAUCCUCCGACCAGCUGCUGCGGAAGUUCGCCGAGGUGGGUACCGAUUCGAACGACAAAUCUUCAUCAGCUAAAGAUUUGAGAUUGGCUAAACGAGCUAAAACAAGCCAAGAAAUUAGGAAAGAAUCAAAACGUGGUAACAACAAGAUUUUAGGAGAGAGAAAAUCACUUCUUCCACCUCAACUGGCAGCUCCCCGCAAAUCGACGGCUUUGAUUCGGAAGCUCGGGAUUUGUAGGGCCAAGAUCAGAGCCAGGGAUAUCAAGAACAAAUCCAUCAUCACUGCACUUGGGAAGACGUGGCGAAGAACCGUGGAAGGGGCUUCGAGGGUUUUGAUGGAGAAGCACUAUAACCGCCAUAAACGACUAAUAGACGACUCAUAGUUAACGGUAAUAAUGUUAUUGCAUCGAUCGGCUUCCUUUAACCAAUGUCACGAUUCUUGGUUUAUUUGUUGGUUCUUUGUAAAACUAGGCUUGUUUUAAUAGUUUGAUAAUCCCUUUUCGACGAAUUGGUUGUGCACGAAAGAAAUUAGUGAUAUUAACUGUCACAUUAUCGUUUGUAAGGUCAUACUCGGUUGUCUUGAUAGAGUCGUAUAUAAACUUUC